AUGACUUUUGCCAGGGUUAUGGAUCAUCUAUUUUUUUUAGGUUUUCCAAGUUUUCUGCCAGUUUUCCACUUGUGGUCGAUUAUUUACAAGGUGUGUUUAUGCCAAACAGAGGAGACGGACUACUCUCUCGUCACCUUCGACUACAGCGGCUUUCCACAGCCUUGUGAGAAAGACCUCAACCAACAGUUCCGCCUGUGGUUCAUGUCUCCUUUCUUCACUGCCAUCAGCUGCACGGGACUGUUGGGGAACCUCCUGGUCAUCCUCACCUUCGUCCACUUUAACCGCCUCAAGACCAUGACGGACGUGUACCUGCUCAACUUGGCGUUUGCAGACCUGCUAUUCGCGCUGUUGCUUCCCUUCUGGGCAGCCAGCUACGUGGCCGAGUGGCCGUUGGGCGUCGCCAUGUGCAAGACGAUGCACACGGUUUCUAAGGUCACGUCUUACAGCAGCAUGUUCCUGCUCUGUCUGAUCAGCGUGGACCGCUACUUUGCCAUCGCCAAGGCUGUUUCCGCCCGCCGACUGCGCUCCCGGACUGUGUUCGUCAGCAAGGUGUCGUCCGUUAUAGUCUGGAUCACAGCUCUGAUCAGUUCCAUACCAGAAAUGAAAUACACAACAGUCACCAACAACAUCUGCACUCCUUUCACCAGUUUGUCCGACCCGUUUCGCGUUGGCAUCCAGACCAGCCAGAUUGUUCUCGCCUUUGCGCUUCCGUUGUUGGUCAUGAGCUUCUGUUACAGUAAAAUCGUGCAGACACUUUGUCAGACUCAAAACUUUGAGCGCAACAAGGCCGUCAAAGUGAUCCUCGUCGUCGUCGUGGUCUUCGUGGUCUGUCAGGUGCCGUACAACGUGGUCUUGUUCUGGGCUACCGUCUUCGCAGCCAACGGAGGAACUUCGGACUGUGCGUACGAGAACAAUCUCGUCUACGCGACUGACGUCACUCAGUGCGUGGCCUUCCUUCGCUGCGCCCUCAACCCUUUCGUGUACGCCUUUGUUGGUGUUAAAUUUCGCCAUGACCUCUUGAGGCUAAUGAGGAAAUUGGGUUGCGUGAGUCAGGAGAGGUUCCUCAGGUACACGUGUAGCAGGAGAAAUAUCCCUGGUUCCUUAGACACAGACACCACCACCACGUUCUCGCUAUAAGAAACUUAAACCAUAGACCACACAACUGCAAUACUUCCAUAUCCCAACUGAUCAGGGUUCGCUUUUUGUGUAAUCUUCCAUUACUUCUAGAGAUGUCCGAUAAUAUCGGCAGUCCGAUAUUAUCGGCCGAUAAAUGCUUUAAAAUGUAAUAUCGGAAAUUAUCGCUAUAAGAAACUUAAACUAUAGACCACACAAAUGCAAAACUUCCAUAUCCCAACUGAUCAGGGUUCGCUUUUUGUGUAAUCUUCCAUUACUUCUAGAGAUGUCCGAUAAUAUCGGACUGCCGAUAUUAUCGGUCGAUAAAUACUUUAAAAUAUAAUAUCGGAAAUUAUCGGUAUCGGUUUCAAAAUUAUCGGUAUCGGUUUCAAAAAGUAAAAUGUAUGACUUUUUAAAACGCCGCUGUGUACACGGGCGUAGGGAGAAGUACAGAGCGCCAAUAAACCUUAAAGGCACUGCCUUUGCGUGCCGGCUCAGUCACAUAAUUUCUACGGCUUUACACGCACACAAGUGAAUGCAAGACAAACUUGGUCAACAGCCAUACAGGUCAAACUGAGGGUGGCCGUAUAAACAACUUUAGCACUGUUACAAAUAUGCGCCACACUGUGAACCCACACCAAACAAUAAUGACAAACACAUUUCGGGAGAACAUCCGCACCGUAACACAACAGAACAAAUACCCAGAACCCCUUGCUACAAUAUACACCCCCCGCUAAACCCCCCACCCCCCCAAAUUCCAAGCUGCUGUUUUGAGGCAUUUAAAAAAAAAAAAAUGCACUUUGUGGCUUCAAUAAUAAAUAUGGCAUUUUUUUCCAUAACUUGAGUUGAUUUAUUUUGGAAAACCUUUGUUUAAUGCAUCCAGCGGGGCAUCACAACAAAAUUAGGCAUAAUAAUGUGUUAAUUCCACGACUGUAUAAAUCGGUAUCGGUUGAUAUCGGAAUCGGUAAUUAAGAGUUGGACAAUACCGGAAUAUCGGCAAAAAAGCCAUUAUCGGACAUCUCUAAUUACUUCCUUUUAUUUUGUUACAUUUGUGUCCUGUUUUGUGUUCCUUUACUCCUUGUUGAGGCUACAGGGUGCAGCUCUUACACCUGAUUUCCUGUGGUGCGUAAUCGGCGUGGAACGGCACCGCCAUCUGCCUUCCUUCAAUCCCCACCGCCGUUAUAUUGCGGCUCCGCCGUGCAGCGAAACAGCGCAGACUUUUACGAGAUCUCUCGAAUCCGCGCAUAAUCGUGUGAUAAAGUAAACAUGGAAGUAAACCCCGCAGAACGUCUCGAGCGUCGCCGUUUGUCCAUCAAUACCCACAUUGACUUGAUUCAUGAAAAAGACGACAGUUUCUCCUCGCAGAACGACAACUUUAUUUUUUUUUGUAGUGAAGCGUAUUUGCGGUCUUGUCAUCCUCGUCCGGACAGAAGAAUGACACGGCAGUGCGGCUGGAUCAAAAGUUGCUUUAUUACAAGCGAGCAUAAUUUUUCAGCGCCUGGAGAACGAAGUCAAAAAGAUAUCUCUCCUAACUUGGAGAAGCCGAAACAUCAGUUUUAUAUUUCUCCUUCCUGUCUCUCUGUGUGUGUGCUAAGUCAGGAGAGCACAUCCUGACCAUAAAAGGAGAUGUUUGUUUGUAAGUGUCUGGAAAACAACUGCUUUAAGUCAUAUAACGUUGAGCUAGACAGGUAGUCUCUUCUCAAGGAUAGGGCUAUCACUUUUGCAUUCCGAAGACCCAAUUAGAGCCUCUUUUCCUACGAGAAGUGAUCCAAUCCACCUUCGAAUAUCAAACUAAGGGGCCUUAUCUUAUUAUGUGCUCAAACUGAAAUAGCACUAUUUACUUAAACUUGGUGGUUCGCCUUCGCCCAGUUGGAUGUAAAUCAUCACCAUAAGCAAAACAUGAUAUAAGUUAAUUAAUUCACUUCAGUAGCAAGCAACAACACAAAAGUAACAUCAUCCACGGCGGGCGUUGUAGGCACACACAACUCCAACAAACCACGCCCCUGCUUCCCCGGCCCCCGUAUCAGCUGGCAUUUGACACAGGACCCUAUAUGCGCACAUAGCUGCCCGGGAUAUGCCUGUAUGUUAUUCCUAAA
Molecule: messenger RNA, 3209 nt
Organism: Nerophis lumbriciformis (worm pipefish)
Lineage: Eukaryota; Metazoa; Chordata; Actinopteri; Syngnathiformes; Syngnathidae
Gene: ccr7
Product: chemokine (C-C motif) receptor 7
Biological process (GO): positive regulation of cytosolic calcium ion concentration; calcium-mediated signaling; cell chemotaxis
Cellular component (GO): external side of plasma membrane; membrane
Molecular function (GO): chemokine (C-C motif) ligand 21 binding; chemokine (C-C motif) ligand 19 binding; C-C motif chemokine 19 receptor activity
Source: RefSeq, a predicted model, not a curated record